UAACUUUUUUCUUGUCAAGAAUUUGUUUGUCACAUUGGGAUUGUGGGUGGAGGAAACAGGCUUGUAUUCGUCAUGUCGUCAACGGAAGCCGUUGAGAAUCUGUUGUUGAAGACCUUCCCAAAAGAAAUCCCAGUCUCGUCCUAUCUUUUGUACAUGUUUUUGGCAACGCCACUACUUUUGUUGGAUGUCUACUUGUAUCUUGCAGUAUUUCACUUGAACGUAGUUAGCGCAAGUGUUUCCUUUAUUAUCGGUACCGUCAUCGGCUUAUUGCUUAUGGUUGUGUCUUAUCAUAAAACGGCUUAUGCCAAGUGGUCGAAACUGGAUCGAACGACAGAGCCUCCAACUAAGAGCUCUUUCAAGGCAAAAACCUCGGCAUACCAGAGCGCAGUUGAAAAUCAUUUACGUCUCUUGGAAAGAACUGCAAUCAGUUACAGUGUAAUGGUAAACAACGCAAUAUUUCAAGCUUUUCUUAUGGUCAUCGGAUUCUAUCUUUUGAAGGAUAAGGUUCCGGACGAGCUCAACUUCGUUGUAACGGUCACAUUGUCCGCAGUUUUUGUAAGGUUGAACUCAGAAACUGCUUUCAAAGGUGUCCAUUCGUGAGCAUUCCGUUGGUUCUUCAAGCUUUUUGUUUUGAAAGUAAAGAAGACCCGAAAGGAGGUUGCCGAAAACCCUUUUAGCUUC
Molecule: messenger RNA, 681 nt
Organism: Galdieria sulphuraria
Lineage: Eukaryota; Rhodophyta; Bangiophyceae; Galdieriales; Galdieriaceae
Exons: 2
Coding region: 73-600 (175 amino acids)
Biological process (GO): SRP-dependent cotranslational protein targeting to membrane
Cellular component (GO): membrane
Source: RefSeq, a predicted model, not a curated record